This is a messenger RNA of Chara braunii, 1244 nucleotides long. The record is from the annotation of a GenBank genome assembly. NCBI's taxonomy places the organism in Eukaryota, Viridiplantae, Streptophyta, Charophyceae, Charales, Characeae.
AGGAGAGUGGCCGUCAGAUCUGGGCUGACAACCACCAGGAUUUCUGGUCCCGUGCGGUGCAGCAAGGCGUUUGCACUUCAAUCCUAGAGAAUGGAAGUGGAAGGGGAGGAGCAAGGGGGGGGUGGCCAGAGGUCACCCCCACCUCGCCCCUCGGAAGUUAACUUCUGGACAAUGGAAGACAGAGCUAGACGCUCUAUUGGGCAGUGUUACGAUGAAGGAGUGGUCCAGAUGGUGGAGAAUGUAGGAGAGGUGGUAGAGGACGAGAGGGGCAAGAGGUUCAAUGUAAACGAAUCCUACGACGCAAUCAAAGAGAGGUGGUUAAAGGAGCGAACAGUUAUAUUCAUUUUUCAAGAUGAAGCAAGGGAUUUGUCGAGAAGUGUGAAGGAAGAUCUGAUAAGAGCACACGAAGACGGGUGGAUGUCGAGGAGGUUGUUCGACCCAAGUAUUAGGAGAGGUAGAGUUAAGUUUGAGGGUCCGAAUGUGAUCUCGUAUGUCGCCAAAGCAAUAGAGGUGGCAACUUGGUUGGUUCAAAAAGCAACGAUUAAGUUGGCGUUAAGAGGAAAAGAGUACUCUGUUUUGGUAAAACCGUGGAUGACUAAGCCGGAGUUGAAGGAGCUGAAGCUGAGGGAAGCGGAGACAAAUUUUUGGAUUGUGGCACUACGGGUUCCUCUGGAUGCUAUGUGCUACCUGCCGUCGGCUGCCGAAGGUCUGUUCGGGGGUGUAAAGAUGAUGCACCCUCUGGAAGUAGAUAGAGUGAAGCCGAAACUGAUGAACAUAAAGCUGGAUAUGGAUCCUUCGGCAAGAUUCAGGGUGGAAAACUCGCUGACUAUAGAGUCUCCGAAGGGGGAAUUGUGGACGCUGGAUUCACACUUGGCGGAAGCUCUGACACAGGCAGGCGUCAAGUGGCUUCGCCUAGAUGCGGUGAGGGAAGCAAACAGUCAUGAGUUGGAGGCCAUUUCCUUGACUCAGGAGGUAACUGCGCUACUUUUGCUGAGUGUGAACGAGAAGCUUCCAGAUAGCUUAAACCUGCGCUCUAAGUUCCUGUUGACCUCGCUGACAAAAAACUGGCGGUCCUCUUCUCAACAGAGUCACUCUGGAAGCGGCUCCAGGCAGAGUCCCAUGCAUCAGUCUCCUGUGGAAAGCGUUUGGAGAUGGGGAGACGACCAGAUUGAUUCUUGCAUCCAAUAUCAAGCGAUGGGAACAACUGUUGAUGGUUAAGCUCAAGAUAGGGACCUCGAACGUGA